Molecule: messenger RNA, 2352 nt
Organism: Penicillium angulare
Lineage: Eukaryota; Fungi; Ascomycota; Eurotiomycetes; Eurotiales; Aspergillaceae
Gene: bioDA
Product: adenosylmethionine-8-amino-7-oxononanoate aminotransferase
Exons: 5
Coding region: 1-2352 (783 amino acids)
Biological process (GO): biotin biosynthetic process
Cellular component (GO): mitochondrion
Molecular function (GO): pyridoxal phosphate binding; magnesium ion binding; S-adenosyl-L-methionine:8-amino-7-oxononanoate transaminase activity
Source: RefSeq, a predicted model, not a curated record
AUGGCUCCGGUUGGUGCAGGGCUUUGGCGCACUUUGCGCGCUCAUCAGGUCUACGGUGCGAAUACUGAUGUCGGCAAAACAAUCGUCUCAACUGUGUUAUGUAAUGCGGUGCAGAGGCAGAAACAACGCGCCGCUUUCUUGAAGCCUGUAUCAACGGGGGCAUUGGACGAAGCUGAUGAUCGACACUUGGAGCGAUAUGGAGCCGGUGCAUUGACCAAGUGUCUGUAUCAAUUCGAUGAGCCUGUCAGCCCGCAUAUCGCGGCCAAAUCGAAGACUAUUCCACGCGACGAUGAUCUGCUUGCAUCAAUUCACCAAACACUGUCUGGUUGGGCUCGGUCGGACAUUGAUUUUGCAUUGGUCGAGACUGCCGGCGGCGUACAUUCUCCCGGCCCCAAUGGCAACUCGCAAGCUGAUCUCUACCGACCUCUACGACUUCCCAUUGUGCUCGUAGCAGACUCCCGACUUGGCGGUAUUUCCUCGUCGAUCUCAGCUUAUGAGUCUUUGGUUAUGCGAGGGUACGAUGUACAAUCCGUUUUACUAUUCCGAGAUGACUACUAUCAGAAUCACGACUACCUUGGACAAUUCUUUAGUAAGAAGAGUAUACCAUUGGUCCACUUACCAUCUCCACCGAGCAGACCUGUGCAAAUAGACGCAGAUGCGCAGAAAAGAGACGAAGAAGCUAUGUACACUUAUUAUCGUCAAGCUUCUCAGGAAUCGGAGAUAUUGCGCCUUCUCGAAGAAAUGUCACUCACGAACAAAACACGAAUCGAGAGAUUAGAGGAAAUGACCGAAAAAGCGAAAGACUUGAUCUGGUAUCCCUUCACUCAACAUCAAGGCAUGCAAGCCAAAGACAUCACUGUCAUUGAUUCGGCACACGAUGAUUACUUCCAAACAUUCAACUCUGGUAGCACUGACAGUGAGCUUCGUCCAACAUUUGACGCCUCAGCAUCCUGGUGGACUCAGGGUCUAGGCCACGGAAACCCCGACCUUUCGCUUUCAGCCGCCUAUGCUGCCGGUCGGUACGGCCAUGUCAUGUUUGCGGGUGCAGUCCACGAACCAGCAUUAUCCCUUGCCAGUGACUUGUUGGAAACACUUGACAACCCACGCUUCCGCAAAGUCUUCUAUACUGAUAAUGGAAGUACCGGUAUGGAGGUCGCGAUCAAGAUGGGCCUCCGAGCUGCGUGCGAUCGGUACGGCUGGGAUGCCAGCCAAGAGAAGAUUAAUAUUCUUGGACUCAAAGGCAGCUACCAUGGUGAUACUAUCGGCGUGAUGGACUGUUCUGAGCCCUCGACAUAUAACAAGAAGGUUGAGUGGUACCGUGGUCGGGGUCACUGGUUUGAUUUCCCUCUCGUCAAGAUGGUCAACGGCAAGUGGAAGGUGGAGGUUCCAGCGGAACUAAAAGAAGAUCUUGGAUCCGAUGCGGAGUUCAGUUCUUUGGGAUCGGUUUUUGACCUGAACAACCGAUUGAGCUCCGAAGCCAGCGAUCGUUAUAAGGCAUAUAUUCACCGAACUAUUAAGGAUCUCGUUGAAACACAUGGAAUGAAAUUUGGCGCCCUGAUUUUGGAACCUGUCAUCCUGGGUGCGGGUGGUAUGCUCUUCUGUGAUCCUUUGUUCCAACGCUGCCUCACAGAUGUUGUCCGCGAACACCCAGAGCUCUUCUCUCCCGACGCCACAGUCGCGAAAGAAUCCCCAUCAUGGUCCGGUCUACCUGUCAUUUUCGACGAAGUUUUCACCGGCCUGUACCGACUUGGACGUCCCACUUCCGCAUCUUUCCUCGGCGUCCACCCUGACGUGGGCGUGAAUGCCAAACUUCUGACCGGUGGUCUUAUUCCACUUUGCACAACAGCCGCCAGCAACGAGAUCUUCGACGCAUUCUCCAGUCCUGAGAAGAGCGAUGCCCUCCUUCAUGGACAUAGCUAUACUGCCCAUGCUAUGGGAUGCACAGUUGCAGUGGACUCUCUCAAAACCAUGUCCAAGCUAGACAAGAAUGGGUCUUGGGAUGGAUACCGUGCAGAUUGGAAAGAAGCUGCGUCCUCAUCAACACAGGAGUCUGUGCCAGAGGUUUGGAGUGUCUGGUCUAACGGACUCCUCCAGGACUUGUCCUCUGCCGAUUCGGUUGAGAGCGUCUUCGCUAUUGGAACGGUGUUGAGUAUUUCUUUGCGUGAUGAACAAGGUGGUGGAUACACUUCCAAUGUUGCCAAGGGCUUGCAACAGAAGUUGGCUGUCGGCGGUGACCAGUUCAAUGUUCACUCCCGUGUCCUGGGUAAUAUCAUAUACUUGAUGUCUGCCGUGACUUCGAAGCCUGACUCUCUGCGGGAAAUGGAGAGGCUCCUUCGUUCUUCCUUGUUAUGA